CUGUCUCUGCUCAGCGGCCCGGUCUCGGCGCGGGUCCCGGCCUCGGCGAUAAACCCGGGCGAGACAAUGGGACACCUGGGCCUGGUUAAAGAAUUAAAUCCCGUUUCGUGCUGACAAGACGAGACCGUCCCUACAAUAUAGUUAAAAAUGUGCUGUGAUAUAAAGAGGAGGUUUUUGCUGCUUUAUGCAACACAGAAGGGACAGGCAAAAGCCAUAGCUGAGGAAAUAUGCCAGCAGGCAGAUGCACAUGGAUUUGAAGCUGAUAUUCACUGUAUAACUGAGUCAGACAAGUAUAAUCUGGUAACAGAAAAGGACCCUCUUGUUAUUGUUAUUUCCACUACUGGUACUGGAGACCCUCCAGACACAGCUUGCAAGUUUGUUAAGGAAAUUAAAAACAAGACCUUGCCACCCGAUCAUUUUGCACAUCUACGUUAUGGAUUGUUAGGUCUGGGAGAUUCUGAAUACAUGUUCUUCUGCAAUGGUGGGAAGAUAGUAGACAAACGGCUCCAGGAACUCGGUGCACAGCAUUUCCAUGAGACUGGACUGGCGGAUGAUUGCGUAGGUUUGGAAAUAGUGGUAGAGCCAUGGAUCGAUGGGCUUUGGCUUGCCCUUAGAAGAGAAUUUACGUCACGGAACAUAAAAGAAGACAUGAGCAACAAUCUCAGGGCUGUGUCUAAUGGUGUCUCUGCAAUGACUGUGGACCCAAGCAUGUCAGGAGCAUGCAGCUUAGACUCAGAAAUACAGCAUUUGAAGCUAGAAGAUUUAGAAGUGAAGGUUACUGAUACUUUAUCCCAAAGACCAGCUAAUGUUCAUUCUGUCGUGUCUGUUCAAAAUACUGAACCUUCACUUGAUCGAUCAGUCCCUCCUCUUUCAAAGUCCACUCUUAAUAUUCCUGCUCUGCCAUCAGAAUAUAUAGAUGUACAGUUUCAGGACAGCAUUGACCAGGAACUCAGUGUGUCCUCAUUGAUUUCAGAUGGUACAGUCUUCCAUGUUCCAGUGACCAAAGCAGUUCAGCUCUCUAGGGAAGAUGCAGUAAAAACAGCUUUGCUGUUAGAACUUGAUAUUUCAAAAACAACAUUUUGCUACCAACCUGGAGAUGCCUUCUGUGUCAUAUGCCCCAACAAUGCCAGGGAGGUGCAAGAACUUCUUCAUCUCUUGGGACUUUCAGAAAGGAAAGAGUGCUUUGUUUGCUUAAAGAUUAAACAAGCCACUAAAAAGAAAGGAGCAGCUCAGCCAGAGCAUAUACCUGAAGGAAGUACCGUGGAAUUUAUUCUUACCUGGAGUCUGGAAAUAAGAGCAGUUCCCAAAAAGGCAUUUUUGCGAGCUCUUGUAGAAUACACCAGUGAUGCCAGAGAAAAGCGAAGGCUUCAGGAGCUGUGCAGCAAACAAGGAGCCUCUGAUUACAAUAGUUUCAUCAGAGACCCUAAUAUCUGCUUAUUGGAUUUACUCCAUGCUUUUCCAACGUGCAGACCUCCACUUAAUCUGCUGAUAGAACAUCUUCCUAAACUGCAAGCCAGGUCCUAUUCAGCUUCAAGCUCCAAUUUAUUUCAACCAGGAAAACUGCAGUUUGUUUUUAAUGUUGUGGAGUUUCCAUCCUCCCCAUCUCGACUGGUUUCACGAAAAGGAGUGUGUACAGGUUGGCUUGCUGAGUUAGUUGAACCAAUGCUUCAGCCACAUAAAAACUCUCUAAACGCAAAGGAAGGAAAAUCGUCAACUGUAAAGGUCUCUAUUUUUGCUCGGCCAAUCAACACUUUCCACUUACCUUCAGAUCCAUCUGUCCCUUUUAUGAUGGUGGGUCCAGGAACUGGAGUUUCACCUUUUAUUGGUUUCCUGCAACAUAGACAGAAACUCCAAGAAGAGCAUACAGACUGGAAGUUUGGAGAGACAUGGCUGUUUUUCGGGUGCCGACAUCAGGACAGAGACUACUUAUUCAGAGAUGAGCUCAGAAGUUUUGUUGAAAAUAGCACAUUAACUCAUCUUAAGGUUUGUUUCUCAAGAGACCCUCCAGCUGCAGCAGAAAAAAACCCAACUAAAUAUGUGCAAGACAACAUUCGACUUUGUGCUAAAGAGGUUGCCAGAGUCCUGCUGAAGGAGAGAGGUUGUUUCUAUGUAUGUGGAGAUGCAAAGCACAUGGCUAAAGAUGUGAAUGAUACUUUAGUGGACAUUUUAAGCACUGAUGCUGGAGUUGACAAAUUAGAAGCAAUGAAAAUCCUGGCUACAUUAAGACAAGAAAAACGCUAUCUCCAGGAUGUCUGGGCCUAAAUGUGUUGCCUCUGUGCCUUUGCAAAACAGAGACUGUUAGACAAUUUUUACCGUAUAUACUGUAUGAAGACUCUGCUGAUUCUUUGGAUUACUGUUAUUUCAACGUCACUUAAGUAAAUUCUCUUUUAAAAGCAGCCAAUUGAUAAUUAUUAUUAUUUUUUAAAUUACUAUUCUCUAGUCAUUUAAUUCUGGAUAAUUCCUACUGAUCUUUUGAAUGGCAUUUAAAGCCUUUACAACAACAACAACAACAAAAUGGAACCUAUGAAUCAUCACUUUGUAGCAAUAUUACCAAGUAGAUUCUCAUGGAGCUCCAUUCCUCCAAUUUAAUAACAGUACAACUAAAUAAGUAACAUUAUGUGUACUGUAUACGAUAAUAUAUAUAAUAUUGUAUACUAUACAAAUGCAGAAGUUUAUUUUCAAAGUAUACCGUUUAUCAUGUACAUCUUAUUGCCAAGAUGUAGUUGAACGUAUUAUGUGAAAGCUUUUUGAGGGAAUUUUUCUUCGUUGCCUUAGAACAUAUGACACAAGUUGCAAACAGGAAUAAAUAUUUAAAAUAUUG
This is a messenger RNA of Chrysemys picta bellii (western painted turtle), 2821 nucleotides long. NCBI's taxonomy places the organism in Eukaryota, Metazoa, Chordata, Testudines, Emydidae. The record is from RefSeq and is a predicted model, not a curated record.